GGGAACAAAUCGGAACAAAACACCAGAUAACGAUGUGCCAUUUGGGCGUAGUUGCUUUCAAGCCUCCGCAGUAAUCCUGGAAGAAGCAGGAAUAUGUUUUUAGAGGUCUUUCGCACAAUUUCGUUCGAAGAUAACCACCUAAAAGUUGGAUAAAUCAAAUUUUAUCAGCAAAAUCGUCUCGAGCUCAAUAACGCCAACGUAAGGGACCAGCGACGUUCCCGUUCCUGGAUGAUGGACAUUUUGAAGGUUACGAUGACUGGGGGUUUUCUUGCUUCCAUCUCGCAGAGUGUCCGUGUAUGUGUGUUUGACUGCAUGCACGCGUGUGUCUCCCCUCAGCGUCGAGCCUGUGUCCUUGUCCCUGCCUCCUGGCAGCAAGGAGCCACCCAGCAGCCGGUCUGUGAUUGGGUAGGGGAGUGGGGCUCUUGACACGGCACGGUGCUGACUGCUCCGGGACGUGUUUCAACAGAUGGUCGAGGUUAGAGAGUGUCAUCACAUCGGAGAGAGGAUUAGAGGAGAGAGGUUGUCUUCCAGGAGCUGUGUGGUCCCCCCUACUCUUCAACCCAAAAUCCCAGCACCGGGGCACAAACUCCUCUAUGAGCAACGGGAGAACGGCUCAAGAAACGCGAGACGCAAAACGAAAGAGGAAUCCAAGCCUUGCCUCUCUCUCACUUGACCGGCACUCUGCUCUCCUGCCUUACAGCCAACCAGAGCUGAGAGAGCGGCACGGGUGUAAGUGAGCGGCCUGGCUGGACCUCCUCUCCUGGCCAUCCCUUAUCCUCCCAACUACCCAGCCCCGUCUCUGUCGUCGUCUCAGGCACCAUGCUGGUGCACUGGCUGGCUUGGAUGACCCUGUUGUCUCUGGACUGGGCUCCAGGCAGCUGGGCCUUCGUCACCACCAGGGCUCAGGGCCUGAGAGGUCGCAUCCAGAGGGACCGCAGAAACAUCCGGCCAAACAUUAUCCUCAUCAUGACUGACGACCAGGAUGUGGAGUUGGGUUCUUUACAGGUGAUGAAUAAAACUCGCAAGAUCAUGGAGGAUGGAGGCACAACUUUCACAAAUGCCUUUGUCACCACACCCAUGUGCUGCCCAUCUCGUUCCUCCAUGUUGACGGGGAAGUACGUCCACAACCACAACACCUACACAAACAAUGAGAACUGCUCCUCCCCUUCCUGGCAAGCUCAGCACGAGCCGCGCUCAUUCGCUGUCUAUCUCAACAACACCGGCUACAGGACAGGCUUUUUCGGCAAGUACCUCAAUGAGUACAAUGGCAGCUACAUCCCACCUGGGUGGCGUGAAUGGGUUGGAUUGAUAAAAAAUUCCCGCUUCUAUAAUUACACUGUCUGUCGGAAUGGUUACAAGGAGAAACAUGGUGCCGAUUAUGCCAAGGACUAUUUCACAGAUCUGAUCACCAAUGACAGCAUCAACUUUUUCCGCAUGUCCAAGAAGGUGUACCCUCACCGCCCUGUGAUGAUGGUCAUCAGUCACGCAGCCCCACAUGGCCCUGAGGACUCGGCCCCGCAGUAUGCCGAGCACUUCCCAAAUGCUUCACAGCACAUCACCCCCAGCUACAACUAUGCACCAAAUAUGGAUAAGCACUGGAUCAUGCAAUACACAGGCCCCAUGAAACCAAUCCACAUGGAGUUCACCAACUUCCUCCAUCGGAAAAGGCUGCAGACACUGAUGUCUGUGGACGACUCUGUGCAGAAGGUUUAUGAGAUGUUAGAGGAAACUGGAGAGCUUGACAACACGUACAUCAUCUAUACAGCCGACCAUGGUUACCACAUUGGCCAGUUCGGAUUGGUCAAGGGCAAGUCCAUGCCUUAUGACUUUGACAUCCGAGUGCCUUUCUUCCUGAGAGGACCAAACGUAGAGCCAGGUGCAGUAAAUCCUCAUCUGGUGCUCAACAUAGACCUAGCUCCCACGAUCCUCCACAUUGCUGGGCUGGACACCCCUCCUGACAUGGAUGGAAAGUCCAUUCUUAAGCUGCUGGAACAAGAAAGGACUGGCAAUAGAUUCAAACCCAACCGGAAACCCAAAGUCUGGAGGGACACAUUCCUGGUGGAGCGAGGGAAGAUCCUGAGAAAAAAGGAUGACUCACUGAACACUCAGCACACCAACAGCCUUCCCAAGUACAAGAAGGUCAAGGAGACGUGCCAGCAGGCCGAAUUCCAGACACCCUGUGAACAGCCAGGACAGAAGUGGCAUUGUGUGGAGGAGAUCACAGGGAAGUGGAGGAUACAGAAGUGUAAAGGUGGCUCAAAGGAAGGCUCCAGGAAGAGGGCUCGCAGUCUGAAGCCCCACGGUAGUUACGACAACAGAGAGAGGGGCUGCGACUGUAGCGACACUACUUUUAAACCCUCCAGGGCCGAUCGACGCUCCCACCGACAGUUCUCCUCAUCUGGACAGCGUUACCGGCCGCGCUUUGUCCACACUCGGCAGGCCAGGUCUCUAUCUGUGGAGUUUGAAGGACAAAUAUAUGACAUUGACCUUCAAGCAGAUGAUCAGUCAGCCAUUCGUCGCCGCGUCAUCUCAAAGCGACACUACAACCCCGAGGACCCGGAGUUUGAUUUAGGGACUGAUGACGCUUCAGAAGAAAUGCUCGCAGACGACACCAAUGCUGUGGGAUACCCAAACUCAGUGAAAGUUACACACAAGUGUUUUAUCCUCAUGAAUGACAGCGUUCACUGUGAAAGAGAGAUCUACCAGUCCUCCAGAGCCUGGAAAGACCAUAAGAGCUACGUCGACCAAGAAAUUGAAGCUCUUCAAGACAAAAUCAAAAACCUCCGGGAAGUCAGAGGUCAUCUAAAGAGGACACGACCAGACGAGUGUGACUGUGGAAAGAAAGGCAGCUAUUAUAGCAAAGGGGACAGAAAAGCAGGGAGAUUGAAGAGCAGGAAUGAUCAACUUCAUCCGUUUAAGGAAGCUGCACAUGAGAUUGACGGGAAGGUUCAGCUGUACAACGAGAUCAGGAGGAGGAAGAAGGAGAGGAAGGAGAAGAAGCGGCAGAGGAAAGGAGACGACUGCAGCCUGCCGGGUCUCACCUGUUUCACACAUAACAACGACCACUGGCAGACCGCUCCACUCUGGUCAUUGGGUGGCUUCUGUGCUUGCACAAGCUCCAAUAACAACACCUACUGGUGCCUGAGAACCAUCAAUGAGACCCACAACACCCUUUUCUGCGAGUUUUCCACCGGCUUCCUGGAGUAUUUUGACCUUAAUAGUGACCCAUAUCAGCUGACCAAUGCCGUGUAUGCAGUGGAUCGAGAGGUGCUUAACAGUCUCCAUGCCCAGCUUAUGGAGAUGAGGAGUUGUCGAGGUUACAAGCAGUGUAACCCUCGGCCUAAAGGCUUGGAUGCAGCACACAGCCCAUAUGGGACGGCCGACAGGGUUAAGCUGCCCAACCUGACGGACGAGGAGGUGAACUGGCAGGGACUGGAGGAUCUGUAUAGCAUAAACGAAAGCCUUUAUGAAUGUAGGCCUGACUACAGCCCCAGCCCAGACAACUGGGCCAACUUCCAGAAGGAUGUAGAUAAUAUGUUUGCACUGCGACACAUUUUAAACAAAUUCAACCAAACCCACGUGCCCAAAGACUCCACCCUGCCAGAGCUGGGCUCCGGGGCCGGGGGUGGAGGCCUCGAAGAGGGUAGCGGAGAGGAGUCUGCCUCAGUCAGCAACGUCUGGCCAGGCUUUGCAACAGAGGCUCCUCCCACCACCCCCACCCCUAGCAAAUCACCGCCACCACCACCCACACCCAGGUCCACACUGGAAUGGAAACUGGAAUCUGUUGUCAACGACCUUCCUGAGAGACUCAAGGACACAUCAAGGGGGUCUGUGAUGUCAGCGUCAUUGGCGACGGCUUCAUCAGUAGGUCCAAGGAGAGAUGGGCUGUUCCAACAGGACAUGUGGGCGCAGCAGCUGGAGGAGAUGGAGGGAGAUGCGUUCAGCGGGAAUGGGCUGACGGAGCUGGAGACACGACACGACAGACUGCUGCGCACUCACAGCAGCCUGCAGCCUGGAGAGGAGGCGCGCCCUCAUGGUCUGGGCCUGGGCCUGGGCCUGGACCUUGAAGAAGAGGAGGACAUUUUCAAGGCCCAAGGCUACCUCCCUUUCUCCUCACAGACUCUUAGGCCCAAGGCACAGACCAGCACCCCAGGGAGCCCCCCCAGCUCACAGAGCAGCACCUCACAGAACGUGGGGCUGCCGCUGCAGACGCUGCCCAUCACCUUGGACUACGAGGGCAGCGGCUCUCUGCCUCCACCCUCCAAUCAGAGCCUCUGAGGCAGACGGCCAGCCAGCUAAUGAGCUGCUGGUCGCCAUAGAGACACAGAGACACAGUGAUUGGGAGAUGAGCUCGCCAAGAGUGAAGGCGAGUGAUGCCACCUCAGCUAGAGGUGUAUAAUGAGUAUUAAAAUUGUUGUUUAUUUUUUUACAGGUGCCUACAUUUAUUAGUAAACAGUGUUAUGUUUUUUAAAUCUAUAUUUAGAAAAAAAAAGCCUUAAUGCAGCUAAACUUGAGUGCUGGGAUGAAAAUGCUUAGUCCCACACAGAUAACACACCAUUGAUGUUUUUAAUGUUUUUAUGAAAAACAAGUAUGAGUGGUGAAAUUAAACCGAAUGAAUGCUUAGAAUUAGCUUUAGGUACGCUCCAGUCUUUAAAAGAAUUCUAUUCUCAAAAAUCUGCCCGGCAACAGAAUGCAUCAUCAGAAGACUGCUCUUUCACUUAUAAACAAAUGCAACAUUUGACCCCAAAUGCACUUUUAGCUUCGCUCUCUGCUGUUUGAGGAGAGGAAAUUUGUGUCAAUUGUUGAAUCAUAUUUUAUGAAAUGAUUAUUUCUACAGAAUUAAAGAACUGGUUUGAUA
Molecule: messenger RNA, 4858 nt
Organism: Cheilinus undulatus (humphead wrasse)
Lineage: Eukaryota; Metazoa; Chordata; Actinopteri; Labriformes; Labridae
Gene: sulf1
Product: sulfatase 1
Exons: 20
Coding region: 820-4278 (1152 amino acids)
Cellular component (GO): Golgi apparatus; plasma membrane; cell surface
Molecular function (GO): N-acetylglucosamine-6-sulfatase activity; glycosaminoglycan binding; calcium ion binding
Source: RefSeq, a predicted model, not a curated record